AUGAAAUUUUCUUCCCUCUUACUCACUGCAUUCGUUUCCCUUUCCUCUGCCCAUUACGUUGAUGAGGAACCUGAAAACCGCUUCUAUGAGAAACCUUCUGACAACCAUGUGAGAUCUCACCACACGUCCGAGGAACCUGCUGAAAGCCGUUACAACGAGGGGCCUUCUGAGUACCAGGUGAGAUCAUCUCAUCACAAGUCUGAUGCGCAUGAACGCACCCAUCACGAAGGUAACAACAGCAACAACCUUCGUGGAGGGCCCUCUGCUGGAAAUGGCUAUGCUCAUGGUCGAUCUGGUCACUACCACGGCAACGAUUCCACCGAACCUCGGGCCGGUGAGGGUCGAAGUGUGCAACACGACGUUCUCAUCAUAGGUGCUGGAGCUGCUGGUCUCAGUGCCGCCCACGAGCUCGAAAAACACGGCUGGACUAAUUACAAGAUCCUAGAGGCAUCCGACAAAAUUGGUGGCCGCACCCGUCAUGAAUGGUCUUUUGGUGAGAAUGACGAAGAAUACAACGUUGAUUUGGGUGCUCAGUACAUCCACACAACCAAUGAUAUUGGGAACGGUAAAUAUACUGGUGAAGAUAGAGCCUACAACCUUUUGCAAGAAAUGGUUUCUUAUCCACUAGAGGAGGCCUUCAAGACUACAUAUACGAAGAAAGAAUUUCCAAAUAUUUGCGUUCUUCCAGACGGGGGCUGUAAUGAUGUCUACCAUAAUCCACCAGAGUAUCGCUGGGCAGGAGAGAUGGGUUGGCAUAGCUUCCUCACUGAAUAUGUGGCAUAUGAUGCAGUGAGAAACAAUGUCAUCAACAAUUGUGAAGUCAAGGCAAUCAACACCCAAGGCGAUGAUGUCUCCGUCACGUGCGGGGGCACUACCUACACCGCGUGGUACGUGAUUGUCACGGUGCCAAUGAAGAUGCUCCAGAAGAAUACGAUCACCUUCACUCCUUCUCUACCGAGUUCGUAUACCCAGGCAAUCAAUAGGUUCAUCAUUGGCAAUGGGUUCAAGGUCUGGAUUGAGUACCAAGCCGGUGCAGAGUACAAGGAGUAUUUCACCCACACAACUGAUUUGGCCAUGUACAGAAAGUCGUGGUAUGUGACUUCUCCGGCCAUUGCUGCAGAGGCUGGAUACCGACUGUUUUGGAACGAAGGAUAUCCGUAUGGAGCCAGUACCAAAAUUGUGGGUGGCCUCAUUUAUGGCAAAGCAUACAACGAGUAUGACGGCUUGUCAUCGGAACAGAAGAAGAAGAAGAUUGCGGAACACUUGGAAAAAGACGGCAUGGUGUAUGGAACACCAACCGGCAGAUGGACCGUCAUGGAUUGGAAGGAAGAAGACUACAUUGAGGGUGCCUAUACCAUAUUUGCGAAUGAGGCCGACCAGUCAACCUUGUUAGAGCCCAUUUCAUACAAACUGUACUUUGCUGGAGAAGCCUUAAAUGAAUGGACAUGGGGCACGGUUCAUGGAGCCGCUAAAACCGGAAGGGAUCAAGCCAAGAAAAUUGUGGCUGCUGGACGCCGCCGCGAAUAA
This is a messenger RNA of Cylindrotheca closterium, 1527 nucleotides long. The record is from the annotation of a GenBank genome assembly. NCBI's taxonomy places the organism in Eukaryota, Bacillariophyta, Bacillariophyceae, Bacillariales, Bacillariaceae.